AUGCGCUUCCUUAACACUGGGAUUUCAACACUGGAGAUUUUGCUGUGUAAUGCUGAACUCUUUGACUACAGCAUCAGUGAUAAAUCAGUGAAACCAAAGGUUAAGCUCAGUUCAGUGAUGCGGGCUGGUGGCAGACAUCCAGCUGUGUUGAUGUGCAGCGCAUAUGAAUUUUAUCCUCCACAUAUAAAAGUGUCCUGGCUGAGAGAUGGUAAAGAGGUGACCUCAGAUGUGACCUCCACUAUGGAGAUGGCUGAUGGGGACUGGUACUACCAGAUUCACUCUGAGCUGGAGUACAGCCCCAAAUCUGGAGAGAAGAUCUCCUGUAUGGUGCAUGCCAGCUUCUAUAAACCCAUGUUCUAUGACUGGGAGUCUGAGAGGAAUAAAUUUGCUAUCGGAGCCUCUGGUCUGGUGCUAGGAAUCAUCGUCGCAGCUGCUGGACUCAUUUACUACAAGAAGAAAUCAACAGGGAGGAUCCUAGUACCUCAUUAAUGAUGGUAGAGUUUUCCUUUAACUCACUUGUCAAACUCAGUCAC
Molecule: messenger RNA, 533 nt
Organism: Onychostoma macrolepis
Lineage: Eukaryota; Metazoa; Chordata; Actinopteri; Cypriniformes; Cyprinidae
Product: H-2 class II histocompatibility antigen, I-E beta chain-like
Biological process (GO): immunoglobulin production involved in immunoglobulin-mediated immune response; peptide antigen assembly with MHC class II protein complex; antigen processing and presentation of exogenous peptide antigen via MHC class II
Cellular component (GO): MHC class II protein complex
Molecular function (GO): MHC class II protein complex binding
Source: RefSeq, a predicted model, not a curated record